UCAGUGGCCAGGAGGCCGAAGCGUCGGGUCUGAGGCUUAGGGGCUGCUGCGGCCGGGAGUGCCCCUGCCCCCUGCCGACUCCCUUUGGUGUCAUGUGAUUCUCUGCAGGAGCUGCUGCAUGAGUGGAAAUGCUCUCAGUGGUGGAGAAUGGACUGGACCCCCGGGCUGCCAUCCCGGUCAUCAAGAGGAAGCUAGUGGGGUCCGUGAAGGCGUUGCAGAAGCAGUACGUGUCCUCAGACACAGUGGUCACUAGCGAAGACGGAGAUGCCAACACCAUGUGCAGCGCGCUGGAGGCUGUAUUCAUCCACGGCCUCCACGCCAAGCACAUCCGAGCUGAGGCGGGAGGGAAGAGGAAGAAGAGUGCCCACCAGAAGCCUCUGCCGCAGCCUGUCUUCUGGCCCCUCCUGAAAGCUGUCACCCACAAACACAUCAUCUCGGAACUGGAGCACCUGCUCUUUGUCAGCACGGAUGUGGGCCGCUGCCGGGCCUGGCUGCGGCUGGCCCUCAACGACGGCCUGAUGGAGUGCUACCUGAAGCUGCUCCUCCAAGAGCAGGCCCGACUCCGCGAGUACUAUCAGCCCACAGCUCUGCUUCGAGACGCCGAGGAGGGCGAGUUCCUCCUCAGCUUCCUGCAGGGACUCACAUCCUUAUCCUUCGAACUCUCCUACAAGUCCGCCAUCCUAAAUGAGUGGACGCUCACCCCACUGGCCCUCUCUGGGCUGUGCCCACUCUCUGAGCUCGACCCUCUCACUACCUCUGGCACAGAACUACAGCGGAAGGAGUCUCUGGAUUCAAUUUCCCAUUCCUCAGGCUCGGAGGACAUCGAAGUCCAGCACUCGGGCCAUAAGAUCCGCCGGAACGGGAAGCUCACUGCCUCCUCCCUCAGCCUGGACACGGCCAGUUUGUCCCAGCUCUCUUGCAGCCUGAACUCGGAUAGCUGUCUGCUCCAAGAGAAUGGCUCCAAGAGUCCAGACCAUUCUGAAGAGCCCAUGUCCUUCGACUCAGACCCAGGAACAGCAAAUGUGGAUGAUUCAGACCCAUCUCUGCAAGAGGUGUUGUCGGAAUUCAGCAAAGCCCAGGUCAACUCUGUGCCAACCAACGGACUGAGCCGGGACACGGAGAUUCCCACGCUGCAGGCCUCGCUUUCCCUCCGCUGCCUCGACACCAGCCCUCACCUGCACUUUGAUGUGCCUGCAGAGCCCCUCCCUGCCCAGGCAUCCUCGGGGACUCGAGGUGGUGGCCACAAGCAGGAGCUGCUUUCCCAGGCACCUGGCACCCUGGGCUUGCAGCAGCUGGGCACUGCCCAUGUUGUCCCUUCGGGGAGCACUUCAGGCCAGCAGCCUUCUAGUCCUGUGAGAGAGACGACCAGAGCAGCUGGCCGAGUGAGUGGCCAGCAGAAGCCCCCGGGGGAUGACGGAGCUGGACUGAGCCUUGUGGUUUCCUCACCCACCAGUCCGAGCUGGAUCUCAGAAGAUGACUUCUACCGGCCUUCCCCGGAACGAGCCGCCGAGACUCCUUCAGAUCGCUCCGCAGCCUCUGCCGCAGGGUCUCCGGAGUCAAGGCCUGGUCUCCUCAGGCAUUUUUCUCAAGGACCAAGAAAAACCUGCUCCAUGGGGGCCUUAGACGAAGCUUGUGUGCCUUCCCCAGGAAGCAGGAGAAACCAGGCGGCCGCGGCGCAGGAGCACAAGAACUUCAGGGUGGUGCACCGCCGCCAGAUGGGGCUGUCCAACCCGUUCCGGGGUCUCAUGAAGCUGGGCACCGUGGAGCGGCGGGGGGCCAUGGGCAUCUGGAAGGAACUCUUCUGCGAGCUCUCCCCACUGGAGUUCCGCCUCUACCUGAGCGACGAGGAGCGCACCUGUGUGGAGAACUGCUCCCUGCUGCGCUGUGAGUCUGUGGGGCCGGCCCACAGCGAUGGCCGCUUCGAGCUGGUCUUCUCCGGCAAGAAGCUGACCCUGCGUGCCUCCUCCCAGGAUGAAGCCGAGGACUGGCUGGAGCGGGUGCGGGAGGCCCUGCAGAAGUGCCGGCCCCAGCAGGAGGACGAGUGGGUGAACAUCCAGUACCCAGAGCAGCCUGAGGACCCCCCAGAGGCCCCCGAGGGUGGCCUCCCCUCCCACUCGGACCUGCUCACGGAGCCUGAAACCCUCCAGGGCUCGCAGCUCGAUUGGUCCUCUGCCCAUGUUCCUGAGCCAGACGCUAUUAAAGAAUCCCUUCUGUACCUGUACACAGACAGGACCUGGGUGCCCUAUAUUUUUUCCCUGUCCUUGGAGUCUCUGAAAUGCUUCCGCCUGAGAAACAACGAGAAGAUGUUAACUGACAGCCACGGAAUUGAGACCAUCCGAGAUAUCCUGCCAGACACGAGCCUCGGGGGCCCAUCCUUCUUCAAAAUCAUCACGGCCAAGGCUGUCCUGAAGCUGCAGGCCGGGAAUGCCGAGGACGCCGCCCUGUGGAGGGAUCUGGUGCGCAAGGUCCUGGCGUCCUACCUGGAGACGGCCGAGGAGGCAGUGACACUAGGUGGCAGUCUGGAUGAAAACUGUCAGGAGGUGUUGAAGUUCGCCACGAGGGAGAACGGUUUCCUGCUGCAGUACCUGGUGGCCAUCCCCACUGAGAAAGGCCUCGACUCCCAGGGCUGCUUCUGUGCAGGCUGCUCCCGGCAGAUUGGCUUCUCGUUUGUACGACCCAAGCUCUGUGCCUUCUCUGGCCUCUAUUACUGUGACAUCUGCCACCAAGACGAUGCCUCAGUGAUUCCGGCCAGGAUCAUCCACAACUGGGACCUCACCAAGCGCCCGGUCUGCCGGCAGGCCCUGAAGUUCCUGGCACAGAUCCGGGCCCAGCCCCUCAUCAACCUGCAGCUGGUGAACGCCUCUCUGUAUGAGCACGUGGAGCGGAUGCGCCUCAUUGAGAGGAGCCGGGAGCAGCUGAAGCUUCUGGGAGAUUACCUGGGCCUGUGCCGAAGCGGAGCCCUGAAGGAGCUAAGCAAGAGGCUCAACCACAGGAAUUAUCUCCUGGAGUCUCCCCACAAGUACAGUGUCGCUGACCUCCAGCAGAUUGCGGAGGGGGUGUAUGAAGGAUUCCUCAAGGCCCUAAUCGAAUUCGCCUCCCAGCACGUCUACCACUGUGACUUGUGCACCCAGCGCGGCUUCAUCUGCCAGAUCUGCCACCACCAUGACAUUAUCUUCCCCUUUGAGUUUGACACCACAGUCAGGUGUGACGAAUGCAAGACCGUCUUCCACCAGAGCUGCCAGGCCGUGGUGAAAAAGGGCUGCCCGCGCUGUGCCCGCCGGCGCAAGUACCAAGAACAGAACCCUGUCACCUAACUCGAUCUCCUGUCCCCACUCGGAGGCUGCGGGGCGAGGUUCAGCUCAGCCAUCCCGGCUGGGUUGUCCUCAGCCCAGGCUACUCUCUCAAGGUAUCGCAGCGGUCUCCCUUGUCUAGUCAGAUGUGACCAGAGCACGAGCCUACAAGAGGAGGCCCAGGAAGUCCUUGAUGAUGUCCCCCAGUGCCCUCCACACCCAUCUGUCCCAGGGGGAACGGGGGGAGGGAGGCUUUGCACUAAUCAAGCCCCAGCUCACCUCACUGACCCAGCCCCUGCGUUAGGGCUGCUCAAACACUGUGGAAACAAGACUCGGGGCGCAUUUUCAAUCCCACAUUCCUGAUUAAAAGGUCUAGUUUUUUAAGGUGAGUUUUUUCCCUACAUAUUACAACAGAAAAUAUUUUUUUAUUCUUGGCCCUACACAAGUCACCCGGGAAGUCCAAGCGUUCUCACCCUGAGCAGACAUGCAGG
Messenger RNA from Diceros bicornis minor, 3781 nucleotides. It is a transcript of the gene PLEKHM1, whose product is annotated as pleckstrin homology and RUN domain containing M1. Bases 129 to 3314 code for a protein of 1061 amino acids. NCBI's taxonomy places the organism in Eukaryota, Metazoa, Chordata, Mammalia, Perissodactyla, Rhinocerotidae. The transcript is spliced from 12 exons. The record is from RefSeq and is a predicted model, not a curated record.